CCGGUUAGAUUCAAGAUGGAGUCGUGCGGAGUGAAGCUGAGUUUUUGGGAAAACGGGCCUAAGCCGGGGCAGUUUUACUCUUUCUCCGGGGGCAGCAACGGAAUAGGUUCUGCAGCGACCGGCGGACCCGUCAGACACACGCUUAACCCAAUGGUAACAGGGACCUCUGUUCUGGGUGUUAAGUUUAAUGGUGGAGUGAUGAUUGCUGCAGACAUGUUGGGUUCAUAUGGCUCUCUGGCGCGGUUCAGGAACAUCUCUCGCCUCAUGAAGGUGAACAACAACACGAUACUUGGGGCAUCCGGAGACUAUGCAGAUUAUCAGUAUCUGAAACAGGUCAUUGAGCAGAUGGUAAUCGAUGAGGAGCUUCUGGGGGACGGUCACUCUUACAGCCCCAAAGCCGUGCACUCGUGGCUCACCCGUGUCAUGUACAACCGCCGCAGUCGCAUGAACCCGCUGUGGAACACUGUGGUGCUGGGAGGGUUCUACGAUGGAGAAGGGUUUUUGGGUUACGUGGACAAACUGGGCGUGGCUUAUGAGGCUCCCACUGUGGCCACGGGCUUUGGAGCGUACCUGGCACAGCCACUAAUGAGGGAGGUGGUGGAGAACAGGACAGACCUUUCCAAACAAGAAGCUAGAGAUCUGAUCGAGCGCUGCCUCAAAGUGCUCUACUACAGAGACGCGAGAUCCUACAACAGGUAUGAAAUCGCCAUAGUUACAGCUGAAGGAGUGGAGAUAAUUGGGCCUCUUUCAUCUGAGACUAACUGGGACAUUGCGCACUUGGUCAGUGGAUUCGAGUGAAGCCCAGCAGUAAAUAUGGAAGCGCAUCAACCCCUCCCUCAUCUAGUUCUUUCUGAUGUUAAAUGUUUUUGUACACUGAAAAUUAAAUAAAUGCAAAAUCCGAGAAGUCA
Periophthalmus magnuspinnatus is the source of this 908-nucleotide messenger RNA. RefSeq names its product proteasome 20S subunit beta 4 (gene psmb4). Bases 16 to 798 code for a protein of 260 amino acids. Gene Ontology annotation, cellular component: proteasome core complex. Lineage: Eukaryota; Metazoa; Chordata; Actinopteri; Gobiiformes; Gobiidae. The record is from RefSeq and is a predicted model, not a curated record. The transcript is spliced from 8 exons.